AUGGUGGUUAAAAAAUGUUAUAAGUGCAAGAAAAAUAUAACAAAAAAGUCGCCGGGGAUCGACUGCAGUAGAUGCAAUCGCAUUGUCCAUGGUGAUCCUGUUUGUGCGAAGCUAUCCAACAAGCAGCUUAACGCCCUUCGAAACUCAUCAAGCAUCGAAUGGAGCUGUGAUGAAUGCCAGAAGAAUGUGUCGCGCAGAUCAUCCUUCAUCACUCCCAAUGAUGACUCUGAUGACGAGGAUGACGAAGAAUCGGAACCGAAGGAGCAAGUUAAUAUAUCAAACCUGAAUGUGAAACAACUUGUUGCUGACAUAAGCAGAGAGCUUAAGAAAACUUUUAAAGCAGAGAUGGGUCACAUCGAGUCCUCUCUAAACUACUUGUCGGACCAGCAACUGAGGUCAUUGGAGCAAGGGAAACUGGGUGAUACGCUGGAGGUGGCGGGUCUCCCGGAUACUACGCCGGGACAGUUGAAAAACGUUUUGGAAGUGUUAACAGGCAAGCUUGAGGUUGAUAAUGCUGAUAUUAAGUCAACCCAGUGGUCAAAAGGAACUAAUGAAAGACCUGGACUACUACUAAUAAAAUUGAACUCCAGAACUAUGCAGCAUCAAUCCAUCACCGCAAGUAAAGCUAAGUGUAUAACAUUAGGUCAAAUAUUACCAGAGGCCCCAAAUGAGAUCAUCAAUAAUAGGAUCUAUGUGAGAGAAGCCUUGACAAAACACAUUAAAACUAUUUUAUACAAAACUAAAUCCAGACUCAACAAGUCAUAUAAGUUUAUAUGGUGUAAAGAUGGAAAAGUCUUUGUGAGAAAAACCGAGGAGAGUAAAAUUCAUCAGGUUAGAUCCCUAGAGGACAUCCUUAGACUAGAAAAAACACCUGUCUUUUCUACACCUAUAUAA
This is a messenger RNA of Pieris macdunnoughi, 894 nucleotides long. Lineage: Eukaryota; Metazoa; Arthropoda; Insecta; Lepidoptera; Pieridae. The record is from the annotation of a GenBank genome assembly.